AACCCCAAGUGCUAUCUCAAAUUUUAUAAAGAUAAGAUAGAGGUAUUAAUAAAAGGCAUUUGGAUAUCGUUAUUGGUAGCCUUUGCUCUAUUAACCUUUAACAAUGAAGGUUUUAGUACUUUGCGCGUUGUUGUGCUUCGGCGGUAGCCUGGCUGCAUCCGUCAGUACGAGCGGCGUCGUGGUCUGCUACUACGGUGAAUGGUCCAACGAGAGGACUGGAAACGGUCGCUUUGGCGUGAGUGACCUGCCCACUGAUCUCUGCACGCAUAUCGUCUAUUCGUUCCUCUUGCUUAACGGAACCACGGGAGGCAUUAUUGCUCCUGAAGAAACUACUUACGAAGGAAAGACCAAUACUGUUGCUGACCUCAUUGCGUUAAAAGAGACGAAUGCCGAUUUGAAAAUCUUAGUUGCUAUUGGUGGUUGGACUGAAGGCUCAACAAACUUUACAGCCGUUGUGAACAACGAUACUUUGAGGGCAGACUUCGUCAGUAACUUGUACAACUAUAUUGAUUCUAACGGCUUCGAUGGUUUGGACGUGGACUGGGAGUACCCUGCACAGAGAGGUGGAGCAGACACUGAUAAGGAACAAUUCGUGACUUUAAUCAAGGAGUUGAAGGAAGCCUUUGCAGCGAAAUCUUAUCUGUUGACCGCUGCCGUCGCCGUCACCCAGUCACACAUCGAUUUGUCCUACAACGUCACCCAACUUAACGAAUACCUGGACUACAUCCACCUGAUGACGUACGACUUACACGGCACUUGGGAUACUGUGACUGGAGUAAACGCGCCCCUCUACGCUCAGUUAACUGACGACUCCUCCGUAAAUUUAAAUGUUAACAACUCCGUUCACGUCUGGAUCAACAACGGCGCGACUCCCUCCAAGCUGGUGUUGGGUCUGGGAGCGUACGGAAAAACCUUUACCCUGACCAGUCUGAACGACACUGCCACGGGAGCGCCUUUCACCGGAGCCGGAGCAGCCGGCCCUUAUGUUGCAGAAGCUGGAGUUUACAGUUACUAUGAGAUCUGCGAAGAUCAAAAGUACAACGCCACACAAUGGAACAUCACCGAGGUAGAGGGCAGCUACGUGUAUGCUAAUAAGGAUCUCUUCUGGGUCGGCUAUGAUAACCCCAACACCAUUAAGGCUAAGGCACAGUAUGCCAAGACCAUGGGCCUAGGAGGCAUCAUGUACUGGGCCGUAGACUUGGAUGACUUCAAUGGCCUUUGCGGAGACAAGUUCCCUCUCAUCUCAGCGGGAAUCGCUGGAUAUAAUUCUUCCUAAAUAUAAGAACAGUGUUGCUACAAAAAGUAUAUAUCAAAGUAAAUAAAAGAUUGAAAUUA
Molecule: messenger RNA, 1335 nt
Organism: Cydia pomonella (codling moth)
Lineage: Eukaryota; Metazoa; Arthropoda; Insecta; Lepidoptera; Tortricidae
Product: acidic mammalian chitinase-like
Exons: 9
Coding region: 104-1276 (390 amino acids)
Biological process (GO): chitin catabolic process; carbohydrate metabolic process
Cellular component (GO): extracellular region
Molecular function (GO): chitin binding; chitinase activity
Source: RefSeq, a predicted model, not a curated record